Aspergillus candidus is the source of this 1002-nucleotide messenger RNA. Its product is annotated as NAD(P)H-dependent flavin oxidoreductase. The transcript has 4 exons. The coding region runs from base 1 to 1002 and encodes 333 amino acids. The record is from RefSeq and is a predicted model, not a curated record. Lineage: Eukaryota; Fungi; Ascomycota; Eurotiomycetes; Eurotiales; Aspergillaceae. Gene Ontology annotation, molecular function: nitronate monooxygenase activity.
AUGCCUUUCAACACAGCCCUGACUAGGAAACUUGGGAUAUCAAUUCCUGUGGUACAGGGUGGUAUGCAAUGGGUCGGAUACGCAGAGAUGGCCUCCGCGGUCAGCAAUGCUGGCGGUCUGGGAAUUCUCACGGCACUCACCCAGCCAACGCCGAACGCCCUACGAGAAGAGAUUCGCAGAUGCAGGAUCAUGACUGAUAAGCCGUUUGGUGUCAACUUGACCCUUCUCCCUGCCAUCGUACCUCCAGACUAUCAAGCGUACGCCCAAGUGAUUAUCGAAGAAGGUAUCCGCAUUGUCGAGACAGCUGGAAACAACCCGGGCCCGGUGAUUGAGAAGCUCAAGAAGGCGAAUGUGACUAUCUUGCACAAGUGUACCACCAUAAAACAUGCCAAGUCGGCCGUCAAAUUGGGGGUUGAUUUUUUGUCCAUUGACGGGUUCGAAUGCGCGGGUCAUGUCGGGGAACACGAUCUCACAAACUUUAUCUUGUUAAGUCGGGCAAGACAGGUGUUAGGGGUUCCGUUCAUUGCUUCUGGGGGGUUUGCAGAUGGCAACGGGUUGGCAGCAGCACUUGCCUUGGGCGCCGAAGGGAUCAAUAUGGGUACCCGUUUCAUGGCCACUGUCGAGGCGCCGAUCCACCUUAACGUCAAAAAGGCAAUUGUGGCUGCCAACGAGCAUCAAACAGACCUUGUCUUACGUCGAUGGAAGAACACCUCGAGGCUUUUUCGCAACAAGGUUACACAAGAAGCGGUGCAACUCGAGAAGAGCAGCCAGACCGGUGACUUCAAAGAGAUCCAGCCUUAUGUUGACGGUAAACGGGGCCGACAAGUUUAUUUAAAUGGUGAUGUUGAGUAUGGCGUGUGGUAUGCUGGUCAAGUCAUGGGUCUUAUCAAUGACAUCCCGACCUGCCGGCAGCUCCUUACACGCAUAGAAUCGGAAGCCAUUGAUGCCAUACGGAGGUCAGAGUCACUCUAUACAGAAGCACCAGCUCAGAGUAAGAUCUAA